CCCCUGCUAAGUUUUGUUGUGUUCUGUAGCCACACCACAGACGUCGUGCUGCUGUGGUGAGAAGAAAAGGAGAGAAAACUCGCAACCUGUUGCAGUCUCAAUGCUUACUUCCAUGUAGAUAUAUUGUUGCUGAAACGCACCAGUCGAUGUUGUGAUUUGUAGUUAGGCUUAUACCUUUUGGGUGUCAAAAUGCUGAGGCAUACAACUGCAUCAUUCCUCCGGGGAUUUCAAAACUUGAAGUGUGUUAACAGCACAUUACGAAUCUCAAGCUCUCGAGCGUACAGCUCCACAGAAAUUGUGGAGUUGGAUCUCUCACAAAGCAGUGCUGCUUUGCUGCGUAGUGAUCUGAACAAGGUGAAACGCAUUGUCAUCAAGCUUGGCAGUGCUGUCAUCACUCGAGAAGAUGAAUGUGGUUUGGCACUGGGAAGACUGGGCUCAAUCGUUGAACAGGUUGCUGAAUUACAGAAUCAGGGCAGGGAAAUGGUGAUUGUCACAAGCGGAGCAGUUGCUUUUGGAAAACAAAAGUUGAGACAGGAAGUUGUUUUGUCAAUGAGUAUGCGUCAAAAUCUCAGCAGUAUUGAAAACGGGGGUGCGUGGAUCAAGAGUCGUCCACCUUCACUGGAGCCCCGAGCAUGUGCUGCUGCCGGUCAGAGUGGGCUAAUGAGCCUGUACGAUGCCAUGUUCCUUCAGUAUGGCGUGAAGACGGCGCAGAUCUUAUUGACAAAGCCAGAUUUUCAAGAUGAGAGCAGUCGAGAAAAUUUGAGAGAAACCCUGUCUGAACUGUUGAAGUUGAACAUAAUCCCCAUUGUGAAUGCGAAUGAUGCUGUUGCACCUCCACCUGAACCUGACAUGGACUUGGCUGGGGUGAUCAGCGUAAAGGACAAUGACAGUCUUGCUGCUCGCCUGGCAUCAGAGAUGAAAGCGGAGCUUUUGGUGAUCAUGAGUGAUGUGAACGGCUUGUACACCGCUCCGCCCGGUAUGCCUGACUCAAGACUUCUGCAUACCUACAGCCCAGAGAGAGAUCAAGUAAUCAUUGCUGGCAAAUCUCGUGUUGGAACAGGUGGCAUGGACUCAAAGGUGAAGGCUGCCACCUAUGCCUUGGCUAGGAACUGUUCGGUUGUGAUUUGUAAUGGCUGUGAGGAAAAUGCUAUAGUGAAUAUCAUUAAAGGCAAGAAGGUUGGCACUUUUUUCACCAAGGCUCAAGCUCGUGGGACUCCGGUGGAAUUGCAAGCAAAGAAUGCGAGAGAAGGGGGCAGGUGCCUUCAAGCUUUGACAGGAGUGCACCGGACAGCCAUUGUGAACAGACUGGCUGACCUCUUAUUGGAGAGGAAGUCUGAAAUCCUUCAGGCUAACCAACAGGAUGUGCAACAAGCUUUUGCUGCAGGAAUGCAGCAAUCCGAGAUGGCUCGCCUGUACUUGAGUGAUCAGAAAUUGGAAACUCUGGCCACUGGCUUGCGGCAGAUUGGCAAGGACUCCGUAGAUGCUGUGGGUCGUGUGGUCCAGCGAACACGUCUGGCUGACGGAAUGGUUCUGGACAAGAAGACAGUUCCCAUUGGAGUGCUGCUGGUCAUCUUUGAGUCAAGGCCAGAUGCUCUGCCACAGGUGGCUGCUCUGUCUAUAUGCAGUGGAAAUGGACUUCUGCUGAAGGGAGGGUCUGAGGCAACACACAGCAAUAAGAUUCUCUUUUCAUUAGUGCAAGAGGCCCUUGAACCAUAUGCUCCUGCUGAUACAGUGGCCCUAGUGAGCCGCCGGGAGGACAUCGCAGACUUGCUGCAUCUGAACCAGUACAUCGACCUGAUCGUGCCCAGAGGCUCGGAGCAGCUGGUCUCUCGCAUUCAGGAGCUCAGUCAGGGCAUCCCGGUGCUGGGCCACAGCGAGGGCAUCUGCCAUGUGUACAUUGAUGAGGAUGUUGACCCAGAAAUGGCAUUACAUAUUGUGAAAGAUUCCAAGUGUGACUACCCAGCAGCUUGUAACAGUAUGGAAACCCUGCUCAUACACAAGUCCCACCGAAAUGGAACCUUGUUUGACAAGACCUGUGAAAUGCUGAGACUUCAAGGGGUGAAAAUCCAUGCGGGUCCCAGACUAGGCCAGGUUCUCAGGUUUGGCCCAUCUUUAGCUGCCUCAAUGAGGACAGAGUAUGGCAACCUUGAGUGUGCUGUGGAGAUUGUUGAUGACUUAGAUGAUGCAAUCGCUCACAUCAACAAGUACGGCAGCUCUCACACAGAUUCCAUCGUCACAAACAAUGAUGAAAAUGGAGCUCAGUUCCUCAAGAUGGUUGACAGUGCUUGUGUCUUCAGGAAUGCUAGCACCCGAUUUGCUGAUGGCUAUCGGUUUGGAUUAGGAGCUGAAGUUGGUGUGAGCACCGCCCGCAUCCAUGCUCGUGGCCCUGUGGGACUAGAAGGUCUUCUCACUCACAAGUGGGUUCUUUCUGGGUCCGGUCAAGCCGCGUCGGACUUUUCCAGCGGAAAGAACAGUUUUGUCCACGAGAGACUGCCAGUGUAUGGAGAAUAUGAGGACUCUGACAGCUCCUCAUCGUGACCACUAAAGGAACAGCGUGUUCGUUGUCCGGGUUGGCUUUUAUCACGGCUGUCAAUACUGAGAGCGAAACUAAAAUUAUGCAUGACAAAAGUUACAUGGUUUAAGUGAGUGUGAGUGGUCUGUUUUCGUGAGUGACGAAGUAGUAUGUGGUAGCGCCAAAGUGGAGUGUGUUCAGCCUGUCACAUGACAGCAUUGUAGCAAGCAUUUAUUUGUUCUUCACAGCCAGGACAAUAUUUUUAUCUGGUCAGUGGAUUUAAAAAACACCUCAAUAUGGCAUCUGGUCAGCAUACAUUUUGGUACUAAAUUCUGAAUGUUUUGUGAUGGGAACUGAUACUACUGAAGUAAGUUGGUAAUGCUUAAGGUUAAUUGCCGUAUACUGUACUUUUUAUCAUGGUCCGGAAAAACAUAAUCAAGUGCUAUGUUAUUUUGUUUGGUGUGAUCUACCAUUGCAUACAGGAUUUGCCCUGCAAUUGCUUUAUUUGUUUGCACUUUUCGUGUGGAUAAAUAACUUUAUACUUCUGUUGUUUGGGUUUUAAAAAUAACUUGAUGGGGGCGUUUUCCCCGACUGUGAGGCUUUAUUCUAACAUGUGUAUAUAUGUAACGACAUCAUGAAAUUAAUUCUUUUCAUUUAGAGAAUGCUAAUUAAUGAUCUGUGAUGGGGUCAACUAUGGUCGCAUCAGUGUUUUUUUCCCUAUUUUAUCCCCUCUCCUCUGUCCUUUUUUGAAAAUAAAUCUGUUCUCAGGCAAAAUGAUAAGGGAAUGGUGUGUCUCUUUGCCAAAAGAAUAUGAUGUAAAUGUGUUGUGUAAGUUUUAAACGACUGACAAAGAUUUCUUACUUGAAUAUCUCAAAAUUGUGAAAAAAAAUGUUGUUUUCCUAUUUGGGUGAGUUCUUGUAAAAGUCUUUUAAGGUGAGUGCUUAUGAACUGGUGCAACUUUUUUUGCAGUCUUUUCCUCUGACUAAACCUAAGCUUGAAAGGUGUGAAAUUCCUGGUGGGUUUUUUUCUUUCUUUGUGAGAUACUGAGGUUGUAUCAGUUGCUCUGUUUGUCAUGUUUGUCUACAUUACUUGUUUCUCAGGUUUGAGUCUUAGAAAAGUUCCUUUGGAAAGUUUUUAAGGCUUGUCACUGUACUUGAGGCAUGUUGUCUCCAGAAUUCCUUUUGUUGUGUUCAGAAGGGUGUAAAUGUAAAAGACUGAAAGAUUUCAUUGCUUUAAAGAUUUUUCAGACUUACUGUAUGAAUGAAAUGGAAGUAGAGAAAUGUUUGCCUUUGUGUGGAAAUUUACUUCCUCUUUGCUGUAUAAGACCCAAACUAAACCAAGCUUCUUGACAAUUUAGUCACUAUUGAUAAUGAUGUUUGGUUUGUUUUAGCUGUUAAGUCUGAGAGGAGAUGAAAUACAUCAUACCUAUGAAACUCUUAGACGGCCAACAUUUUUUUUGGGGGGGGGGGGGGGGGAGAAGAGAAGAAAGAAGAACCCUUGAUUCACUUUCACUCAUUUCAUUUGUACUGUAAGUGGUAGUAAAUAAAUUAAUAAUAAAAUUGGACUGUAGUUACUUAGUUACUGUCUGUUUUCAUGAUAUGUAAACAUAGGAGUCAAAAUGAAAAAUGUCUUUCAGUGAUAAAUUUUCACAAUUUUUUUCUAGCUAUACUUAGAAGUGCAUUUAGUGUUUUUGUCUCAAAAUGUUGUUUUCUCAGGAUUCAGUUUUCAUUUGUUCUUUCACUGCACAUUGCCUGAAAUUUUUUGUUUGUAUGCUUAGAAUGGGUGUUUGCCAUUCAUGAAUGCAUCUGAGGAUUGUUUUUAUGUAUGCAUAUGUUGAGAUGUGAUCUAUCUGUGUGUCUGGCUUUGUGACUUUACAGCGCACACACUGAAAUGUUAUGAAUGUGCACCUGCGUCUUUAGUUUUAUGAAUGGCAAAGAAGUUUUGUUUUCUCUAUGAGAAGAAAUUAAAAAGUGCUCUUUGAACCAAC
Molecule: messenger RNA, 4499 nt
Organism: Aplysia californica (California sea hare)
Lineage: Eukaryota; Metazoa; Mollusca; Gastropoda; Aplysiida; Aplysiidae
Product: delta-1-pyrroline-5-carboxylate synthase
Exons: 17
Coding region: 190-2538 (782 amino acids)
Cellular component (GO): mitochondrion; cytoplasm
Molecular function (GO): glutamate 5-kinase activity; ATP binding; glutamate-5-semialdehyde dehydrogenase (NADP+) activity
Source: RefSeq, a predicted model, not a curated record